Cokeromyces recurvatus is the source of this 474-nucleotide messenger RNA. RefSeq lists its product as uncharacterized. The coding region runs from base 1 to 474 and encodes 157 amino acids. The record is from RefSeq and is a predicted model, not a curated record. The transcript is spliced from 4 exons. Lineage: Eukaryota; Fungi; Mucoromycota; Mucoromycetes; Mucorales; Mucoraceae.
AUGACCUCCAUUCAUACUUUGUUUCUUGUGAAAUUAUGGCCAAAUCUUGUACUUCCUGCAGGUUGUCGCUACAAAUUUUGCUUAGUACAUUUUAAAGAAGGAUCUGAUGCUGCAAAUUUCUAUAUGACAUACUCUUCUAGACAUAUUGCUCUUUGUAAGAUUUUAGAAGGCUUGUGUAUUCAAGAAGCAGUUCACAAUGGAAUGAAAGCUCAAUAUGUAACUUUUCAAAUACGACUUACUUCAUCAAAUGCUUGGUGCCGUUGUUCAUCUAACAAUGUCGCUGAGCAUAGCAAUACCACUGGACAUAACAAUACCGCUGAACAUAGUAGCACCACUAAACAUAAAGGCGCUCCUGAAUAUGAAAUUUCAGAAGAUAAGAAAGGCGUUAAAAAUUUUUUAAUGAAACUAAAGAAUGAGGCGGAAAAUGAGAUUAGAGCUUUUGACAUUAAAUACAAAAAAAGAUUAAGUUACUAG